AUGGCCUCUGACUUCUGCAGGUCGAAGCUUCUUGCUGUAAUAGGGAAACAUGAUCAGAGUAAGGCCAACCAACAGCGCAAGCCCCUGCCCCGGUCACCCACCUCGGAGCCAGCGCAGGAGGAAAUAGUCAUCCGGGUUCGGCAGGGUGGGCAGCACGUCCUGGACAUUCUCCCGGAACUGUGGCGAGAGGCAGCGGGGACAUAUGCCCCACCACUGCCCAGCACUGGAAAACUGCCCAGCUGGAGCCUCCAAACUUUGGGACUGGACUCCAUCAGCUCUGACCCCGAGGACUGCCCACCUCCGCUCUCCCAUUGGCAGCGAGCCGCAGGAGACUCGGGUGUUGGAGGAAGAAUCUCCCGGAAGUGGGAGGAAAGCUGGAGCUCUGCCCCUGUCCCUACCCCGGGCCCGGCUGCCAGUCCGGAGGAUGAAUGUCGCCUUUGUGCCCUCACUGCCUCCGAGGGCUACCAAGCAACCACUUCUUCCCAGGACGCCCUGGUCCUGGAGGGCGUCAGGAUCGGCCCCGAAGCCGACCCGGCGCCCAGGCUGGGCGGACGCCUGCUGCUGAUGGACAUCGUGGACGCUGAGCAGGAGGUGCCGGUAGAAGGCUGGAUCGCAGUGGCAUACGUGGGCAAGGAGCAGGCGGCCCAGUUCCACCAGGAGAAUCAGGGCAGUGGCCCGCAGGCCUACCCUAAGGCCCUGGUCCAGCAGAUGCAGCGGGCCCUCUUCCUGGGAGCCUCUGCCCUGCUCCUCCUCAUCCUGAACCACAACGUGGUCCGAGAGCUGGACAUAUCCCAGCUUCUGCUCAGGCCAGUGAUCGUCCUCCAUUACUCCUCCAAUGUCACCAAGCUGUUGGAGGCCCUGCUGCAGAGGACCCAGGUCACAGCUGAGAUCACCAGCGGGGAGUCCCUGUCAGCCAACAUUGAGUGGAAGCUGACCCUGUGGACCACCUGUGGCCUCUCCAAAGACGGCUACGGAGGAUGGCAGGACUUGGUUUGCCUGGGAGGCAGUCGUGCCCAGGAGCAGCCACUGCAGCAGCUGUGGAACGCCAUCCUGCUGGUGGCCAUGCUUCUGUGCACAGGCCUCGUGGUCCAGGCCCAGCGGCAGGCAUCGCGGCAGAAUCAGAGGGAGCCCGGAGGCCAGGUGGACCUGUUUAAGCGCCGCGUGGUACAGAGACUGGCAUCCCUGAAGACCCGGCGCUGUCGCCUGAGCAGGGCGGCACAGGGCCUCCCAGAGCCUGGCGCUGAGACCUGUGCUGUGUGUCUGGACUACUUCUGUAACAAGCAGUGGCUCCGGGUACUGCCCUGUAAGCACGAGUUCCACAGAGACUGCGUGGACCCCUGGCUGAUGCUCCAGCAGACCUGCCCGCUGUGCAAGUUCAACGUCCUGGGAAACCGCUAUUCAGAUGAUUAGCUGCCCCAGCUGGGACUCUGCACGUUGGGAUAGACCCUCCCCCAUGCACCCUGGCCCUCAGCCUGGGUACCCAGGACAGGACUGGACAGGACAGCAGGCCCGUGGUGGGAGAAAGGACAAGGGGCCUUUGGCCCCAGGCUGAGGGUGCAGUGCCCAGACCUGCCUGUUGAGGGCGCUUUGGGGCCCUUCUCUGUACUCCUGGGAUGUCGGUAUCUGAGCACCACAAGCAGCUCUGAGGACCCUGGGGAGAGAGAAUGUAGACCCCAAAAGGACUCUGCAGCCUGUCAGGACAGCCCUGGGGCAGCUGAGGUUGCAGUGGCUGGGUUUUGUGCUUAUUUAUUGGGGGGGUGCAUUGAGGGAAGAAGUGUCAGCCUUGGGGCACCUUGGCCUGACCAUCUUUCAGGAUACCACUUGGUCAAGGCUAUGAGGUUAAGCCCAGAGGCCUUUCUGCUGCCUGCUGCCCGUGGUCCUUGGGCGCUGGGAGCUGCGGGUGGCCCUGCCCAUCUAGCUGGGCUCCUUCCCUGGCUGGCUGGGACCAGAGGCCUUAGAAACCAUUCAGCCCUGUACUCCAUGGUUGGGGCUGGUCACUGACCAGGAUACUUGAAACCACAGGUAAAUGUGGUGCAUCGUCCAGGGGCAUCCAUUUUUUAAAAAGAGUUGGGUUAGGGAAGGUUUAAUAGUAAAAUAAACAUGAAUAUAUUUUAAUAGAAGAUG
Molecule: messenger RNA, 2124 nt
Organism: Tupaia belangeri chinensis (Chinese tree shrew)
Lineage: Eukaryota; Metazoa; Chordata; Mammalia; Scandentia; Tupaiidae
Gene: RNF215
Product: ring finger protein 215
Exons: 13
Coding region: 1-1410 (469 amino acids)
Source: RefSeq, a predicted model, not a curated record